Molecule: messenger RNA, 6413 nt
Organism: Copidosoma floridanum
Lineage: Eukaryota; Metazoa; Arthropoda; Insecta; Hymenoptera; Encyrtidae
Product: HEAT repeat containing 1 homolog l(2)k09022
Biological process (GO): positive regulation of transcription by RNA polymerase I; maturation of SSU-rRNA from tricistronic rRNA transcript (SSU-rRNA, 5.8S rRNA, LSU-rRNA)
Cellular component (GO): 90S preribosome; t-UTP complex; small-subunit processome
Molecular function (GO): snoRNA binding
Source: RefSeq, a predicted model, not a curated record
CUUACAUCCACGUAAUUACGUGGAUUUGGUGCGAAUAGACACAGCGUUUUUUUUUGGGAAUGCAAAAAUAACUCAAAAAUGGCUACUUCGCUCGCAGAACAACUUAAAAGGCUAAAGACACCUCAGACUGCGUUACUUUUGCAGGACAAGCGCAAGCCAAGUUUGUUAUUUGACACAAAGGAGGCUGCUAAUCUUGACAGGAACACUGUUUAUAGUAUUGGUUUAAGUGGUUUGGAUGAAUUAAUAAAAUUAUGUAAGGUCUUUGAUGAGUUCAAACGGACGUUAUUUGCAAUGGGUUCUUUAAAUUUAGAACGUGCAGUGCAAGAUCAAAAAGCUAAUAAAAAAUUAGAUGCAGAAAUUAAUAGGUUUUUAGUGCUACUCUCGCCAUAUUUCCUGCUGAACAUAGCACACAAGGCAUUGGAAUGGCUCAUUAACAGGUAUCACAUCCACAAAUACAACAAAGAUGCAUACAUGUUGUUGAUACUGCCUUAUCAUGAAAGCAGGAUAUUUGUCAGAGCACUGCAGCUAUUAGAUUUGUCAGAGCCUAGUGAUAGAUGGCAUUGGAUCAGUCCUAUUCAAAAGACUCGUAACCCAUUGCCUCCAUUAUCAGUUGUUAAUCAAGCAGCUAGGGAUAAUGGUUUUCUCAAGCUUAUGUGUGAACAUGUUGUUAUUGCAACUGAAAUUUAUGGGGAUCAAGCAAACUGCUUAAAUACUCUUUAUGGUUUUUAUACUUGUGUUGUAGCAGGAGGAAUCAGACAUUCUCAAGUUGUUAAUGAUGUACAGUUUAAUCAUAUUCUGCCCGCUUUGUUAAAAGGAUUACAUAGUCAAAUAGCAGAAUUUGCAGCCAGUUCUUAUAUAAUUCUUGCUGAAACUAUUUGCAAAAUUAAAGUCAAAGAAAAAACAUUGAAUUCAAUGAUUUCAAAGGCUAUAAAAGAAACAAUAUUGCCUCAAGAAGUAAUGAUUUUGACAAUAUUUUUGUAUGACAAUCCUCAUAACAGUUUAUCUGAGGUUUCUGAAAAAGUGAUGCUUAGAUUAUCAACAAAGAUAUGGUUCAUUGAAAUUAUUAUCAAAAUAAAGAAUUCAGGAGUAGAUAUUUCUAAAUUCAUCAUUCUCUUUCUCAAUUCGGCAUUUAGUUAUAUUGCACAACCUAAAUAUUUUAACGAAUCGGAGCAUGUCAAGAAAACAAUAGAAAGAAUCUUUGAUCAUGUCUCAUUCGAAGACAAUGAAGUGUUAUCAAUACUCCAUACUACGUUAGCAGAUGUUUCAGAGGAAAAAUCUCAAGAAAUCAAGGAGUAUUUCAUGAACUUGUAUCAAUCUAUUGAAAAAAAAUACCCAAUUUCUUUUGACAAGUAUUUGAAUGAGCUGAUGAAUUCUAAAGAAUUUGACGAAAAGGCAAAUAAAAUCUUCAAAUUCUUCCUGUCGUGGUACUCGAAAGCUGGUAUAUCGUUAGAUAUUUUUACGGGGCUGAACCAUUACAGUGCUGAACAGAGGAUUAUCGCAAUUGAGAAAAUUGGCAAAAAAAAUAUAACCAUACCAGAUGAUUUUAAAGAAAUAGUUAACAAAUCUCUAUUGUCAAGAUUCAACGACGAUGAUAAUAGGGUAAUAGAGGCUCUGUUAAAUCUGCCAAUGCGUUUUCUCCAGAGUACUUUUGAUCAAGAUACAUUAGUCGACGAGCUGAUAACACUAGUUUCUAACUGUCACACCAAACACACGAAAAAAUGUGCUAAAUCUGCUCUCAAAGUAUUAUUGAAACUUUGCGACGAGAGUGACGAUGUCAAUGUAUUUUUAGUCACGGUGCCAUUCUUGUUUCCAAUGGAGAACGAGGAUGUCGCGAUUGUGCAACAAAUAUUGAAAUCUGAUUUUGCUAAAAGGAAUUUGUAUUUCAAAAAAGUUGCUGAGGAAAUAGGAAACUCAACCGAUGCCGAGUCCGUGAGAUUGGUGGCUUUCCACAACAUCCUCACCGCCGAUCUGCUACCACCUGCAGUCAACAUUCUUUCUGCGAUCAAACAACAAAUUCCACAUGGUGACGCUGCUUCGGCCUUUUUUAAUAUGAUUAUUAUGGGAUCAGUUUGCCGAGUACCGGUUCGUACCCUCAAGCUCGAAAUAGCCAGAGAAGCCGUCGAAAUAGCUGCUGAAAUGAUUAAAACUUUCCCCAAUGUCUUACCCCUCAAAGAUGUCACCCACAUCAGCGCUAAUAGUCUUCUGAAUGCUCUGAAGUACGUCUACAAAAAGUCGCUACCACUUCAGGUCAACACCUUUGUUCUGGAACAGGUUCACAGGCGCCUGAACCUAAACAACAACUCGACCUUUGAUUUCGAAAAUGAUUCUGAAAGGACGCAGUUGAUCCUUCGAGUUUUGGAAAUCACCUUUGAUGGCAUAUUUUAUCGUCAAUGGCACAAAGAAUAUCAGAAGUGGGAAGAACAUUACAAGUGGUUCUUGAAGAUUUUUUUCACGUUGCACUUCAAAAACGUGGAGGAGGCACUGAAGUUCUUCUCACAGUUCUUUUUGAAGCCGAUCAAGUCAGCGACGUCGUACAAAGCUCUGCAGAUUUGCACGACUCUUCUCGAAAACUACAAGCCAACACAGGAGACGCCUGAUACCAUGGAGAUGAAGGAUAAAAAGCUCCAGUUUUUCCUGUGGGUACUUAACGACAGGACUUUUUUGAUGAACUUGUUGUUUGCUCUCUGCUCAGAAGUCAAUCUUUGUCGCGAGGUUGCUGUAAAUAUACUGAACAAGCUGUCUCAACUUGAAAGUACCGGAGAUACUACAAAAGAUAAAAAUAAAAAAAAUAUUGAAAGUGUGAAAGGUAUCGAAAGUGCCGCGAUGAAAGCAUCUCAUGUGCUUCUCAAAGAACUCAAUGACUCGAGUCAAGAAUUUGCCUUGGACGCAAACCAAUUGUCGGUACACUUGUACACAUUGUUGUCACCAGAUCCGGAUGUGAGUUCUCAUCUAAAGCCAACACUUCGAACCGAUUUAGAGACAGCCCGAGAAUUACUGUUCGAGGCAACUCUGUCGGAUGAUGUGCCUGUACACGUUCGUGCUCAAUUGCUCGAUAUAUUAAUUUACGUCAACGGACCUAAUAUUUUAAUGAGCCUUGUACCGAUGUGUAAGAAAAUGUUGGACACAGUCACCGAAGAUAAGGUAUUCGCGCAGAAAGUUAUAAAAAAUAUUCUUCAGAGAUUCGAUAGCAGUUCGGUCGAGGCAUUAAGAGACAAUCAUUGUUGGGGAUUCUUUAUGGAAUGCGUGUCGAAUUGUAAAACCCAAAUUGCCACGGAUAAUGGCAAACAGUACGUCAACGUUAUUAUUUUGAAGCAAGUCGACAACAUAUUCUUUAACCAGAUGGGAGAAAUAUCGAGAAACUUACAAAAGGAAUUUUUGGCAAAACUUGUAGACAUCGUAACCGAUUGCGACAUUGAUCCGAUUCUUUUGGUGACAACAAGAUUAGUGAAGAAGAUACAGAUAGACGCUCAGCUGGUCGUAGACGAACUGAAGCUCAUGUCGAUGAUUGAGGACGAAGCGGAAGCUCUAGAUGCGAAAAGAUCGACGAGGCCGAGAAGGAAGAGCAUGGCUAGGAGACGAAGUAAUUACAGUCCUGAGCUAGUAAAUAGCAGGAAAUGGAGGCGUGGAGUAACGCUAUUGGAGUUUAUCCAGCACACUAACAACAUCGAAAACGAGGAGCUGUUGAUUCCAGUUCUGUUCGAGCUGCUAAAGACGUGUCUGUGCUUCGAAGAGCAGAGCCCGGUCGAGUACACGUACCAGCUUAUCCUAUCGACGAUCCACCACCUUACCACAAAGUCUGUGCCGAAGAAAGAGGCCGACAAUUACGUGGAUUUGAUCGCUCAGUGCAUUCGCACGUCUCGCAACCCCCAGACUCACCAUCACGCUCUUCUCGUACUGGUUGAACUCUUCAAACACGCGGAUGUCCAGAGAGCACUGCAGAACAUCAUGCCAAUUUUCACGUUCAUGGGAAGUACUGUGCUGAGGCAGGACGAUGCCUACUCUAUUCAGAUAAUAUCGAAGACGAUCGACACCGUGGUGCCGAUCAUCAACGCUAGCAACGACGUGAAUCACGUCUGUGAGAUUCUCAGACUAUUCGUCACAUCCUUGCCUGAUAUACCCGAGCACAGGCGUGUGCCUCUGUUUGUUAAGCUGCUACAGCUGCUCGAUAACUACCUGCACAUGUAUUAUCUGCUCACGUUCGAAAGCCACGUUUUAUCAAAGAGCGUCGAGCCAUCGCAAGAAAAGGAGUCCGAGAGACUGAGGUUCGCCCUAUUGAUGUCGCAAGAGUUUCCAGUACAGAAGAUCACUAGAGUUUGCGUUCUUCUAGUUGAGUUCUUGCGAGAAUUGCCUGUUGAAAUCCAAGGCAACAACAAAGUUAUCAAUUAUCGAAGUAAACACCUAUUCGACGUCGAAAACAACACACCGAAACACUUGCGCCACUACAAAUAUACAAUCGUGCGUUUCUUGAGCACAUUAUUGUCCAGUCCAGACUUUAUUAACCGAGUGGCUGAGUUAAGCGAUUCCGAGGUCGACGAUUUGAUACCGAUUUACAACAAAUUUAUAAUCGAGCUGAUGUUGUACAUGCAAAACACUUCGAAAAACGCGGAAGUGAAUCAGGGCAAACCAGAUGGAAAAUAUUGGCGCGUCAUGUUGCACGGUCUCUACGACAUUCUCGAUCUCAUUAAUAAUCUUUUGCCGAAUAACGUUUUUAUAAAUGGUAUCGCGAGGUUGAUUCAACACGAUUCGUUGACUAUCAGGAGAAGAGCCUUGGAGUUGCUAAAUGCAAGAUUAGCGCAGAAAAAGUUCUUUGACGAGGAUCACAAUCACUUAAUGACUCUUGUCGAGCCAGUUAUGGGAAUUUUGGGUGGGCCACAUAAGUUUGUUAAUCCGGAGGUGGAGCUUAUUCAACAGACGGCUUUGAUAACAUUGAAAUUAAUGGCCAAGUUAUUGGCUUCUGACAGACCAAGUGAAUUCAAACCGAUUCUUGAUUUGGUGACUGAACUCGUCCACAAACGCGAAGGUCCAGUACUUGGAAGUGCAGUACUUUGUGUUGCGGAACUGUGUAGUUCUAUGAGAGCUUACGCGAUACAGGGUCUCAAUAAAUUUGUGCCGGCUAUUAUUAAACUAAUGGGAAAGCACUGCACUCAAGAAAUCCCAGAUAUUUUAACCACAAGUAUAAUCAGCGCGCUUCAAAAGAUCGUCGAGUCUCUGGGAAAUUUCUUGUCACUUAAUCUUGACAAACUAUUGUACGAGCUUGCACGGUUAAGUUUACUUUACAAAGACACAGAGCAUCCGAAGAUUGGUCCGGUGGCGGCUCGAUUGAAUGCCACAACGCAAAAGUUGACCAGUUUUCUUCCACUGCGAAUAUUACUAAAAGCCACAGAUGAUACCUACCAAAAACUUCUGACCAAAAAAUCGUAUCAAUACAUUUCUCCACUCAUGAACAUAUUUGCCCAGUCGUUCAUUAAUGUCCAAAUGUCUGAUCUAAAGCAUAUAAUCAACACUUUGGCCAAUUUCUUUUUGAAAGUACUUCAGUUCCGUGAAGAAGUUACAAUAAACAAGGGUGAUAUGGAAGUGGAGGAAGAAGCAACGUUGCAGGAUGUUAUUAACGUGGAAGAAAGUGCGAGCAACGCUCUGAUUGCAUUAAUUCGUAAGUUAAGUGAAAAUAUAUUUAGGCCACUGUAUUACAAGAUGUACGACUGGGCUGCAAGGAAUCCACACCACAAGCAGAGAAACAUAACGUUCUACAGGCUAUCUGCAACCGUAGCAGUACAUCUCAAAGUAUUGUUCCUCAUAUUUAUCGGUCACACUCUGAAACAUGCAGCCUCUUUAUUGACCGGAAACAAUAUUAUCAACAUCAACAGUGAAGAGCCAUUAGAGACGACGCUUCCCGACGAAGCAAGCAGAAUAGAACUAAUCGAAGAAAUAUUGCUCAUGUUCCAGCGAGCUUUUAACUAUGACGAAAACGGUUAUGUUAACCAAGAAAGAUUUGAAACGCUAAUGCAGCCGAUCGUUGAUCAGUUGGAGAAUAUAGCGGGUGGCAGAGCGGCUUACGAGAAACGAGCAAACGACUUGAUUGUUCCGUGUGUCGCAGCCUUUGCUGGUGCGAUAAAUGAUGAAACGUUGCACAAACAGCUGGUGUAUCAAGUCUUAUUGAAAACGAGAAACUCCAAGUCUUACGUGCGAAGUGCUGCGUUGGCCGCAAUUGUGGAGAUAGCGCAAAAGUUAGGAGAAGGUUUCACGAUAUUGUUACCAGAGACGGUGCCAUUCUUGGCAGAAUUAUUAGAAGACGAGGAUGAAGUGACGGAAAAGAACGCCCAAAAUGCCGUGCGAACAUUAGAAGAGGUCCUGGGCGAGUCUCUGCAAGAGUACUUUUAAAACUGUUCAUAUCUGUAAUAUAAAACCUAUACAUA